GGCCUUUUUUCAGGUGGACAAUUUUCUACGUCUGCGAGGUGGUGACGCGGAACGAGUCGAUCGAUGCGAGCCAGGCAGUGUACGGGGUCCGCCCUCGCGCUGUCCUGCGCCGUAGGAUGAUAUCCAAUUUGUUGCUACAAAAGCAAAACGAAUGCGGUCCUUUCGAUGGACCAACCGACCACGUUCAACUUCGAUGUCGCCCCAAUCUCGACGAACGUAGCUGUCCAUCGACGUUCUGGUUCAUUGACAUCCAUGCACCAAGCAAGAUAACGCCAGCCAGUGAUGCCAUGAGAGGGGUCCAAAUAAAGGGCGCAUGCAUGGAUUUGGCGACCGAGAGCAUUCCAAACUCUUGACGGACAUGUGGCCUCCGGCAACCAGCCGGCACGCACGGCACUUACCGGCUCAGGUGCGUUGUGAAAUAUUAUAUUUAGGAGGUAAACGAGCUGGUAUUGUAUUGUAUCGUAUAUUGAAUUAAACAGGGAAUUGCAUUGAAAAGAAUUGCAUCCACGAGCGCAUGAAGGCGAUCCUGGUGGCGUGCUACCUCGCGCUUCUGGUAGUCGUGUGCGCGGGCCACAAGCGCCACACGAGCAACUGGGCAGUGGUGGUGGAUGCGUCGCGGUUCUGGUUCAACUACCGCCACAUCACGAAUGCAUUGUCGCUGUAUCACUCGGUGAAGCGACUCGGGAUCCCCGACAGCCAGAUCAUCCUCAUGCUGGCCGACCAAAUGCCGUGCAAUGCGCGCAACUGCUUUCCCGGCAAGGUGUUUGACAGCAACACGCACGCAACCAACCUGUACGGCGACGAUGUCGAAGUCGACUAUCGAGGGGCGGAAGUGACAGUCGCCAACUUCAUCAAGGUCUUAACCGGGCGACACGAGCCAGGCACGCCCGCGAGUCGGCGGCUCGACUCGGAUGAAGAUAGCAACGUGUUUAUAUUCAUGACCGGUCAUGGCGGCGACGGCUUCCUCAAGUUUCAAGAUGCUGAGGAGCUGUCGAGCCACGACAUCGCCCAGGCUGUGCAGGAAAUGCAUGUCAAGGGCCGGUACAACGAGCUGUUUUACAUGGUUGAUACAUGCCAGGCAGGGUCGCUGGCCACGCAGCUGUACUCGCCGAAUGUGGUGACGAUCGGGAGCGCUCGAACGGGGGAGAAUUCGUAUGCGUAUCACACCGACUUUGAGGUCGGGCUCUCGCUGAUCGAUCGGUUCACGUACGCUACGCUCGACUACAUGCAGUCGAUGCAAGUGAACCGCGAGAAUACCAAAACGCUGGGCCAGCUCUUUGGCUCGUACGACCCACACAUGUUGUACUCGACCCCGGACGCGCGCACCGAGCUCCUUGGCCGGUCCAUCAAUGACGUUCCGAUAACAGACUUCCUCGGGUCUGUCUUGCAAAUUCACGUAACGAAGGACGAGUACCCCGUUGUGGCCGACUCGCCGCCAGCGACGUCGUACAGUCAUUUGUAUCAGCUGGAACAGCCCCGCAGCGACGGCCCGUUGCCCCGACAAGAGAGCGCUCCUGUCGCCAAGGCCGACCCCGUUGAGCUGGCAGCACUUGUGGCUGGCUUCGGAGUCGCGCUGCUGGCGCUCUCGACUGUCCCGUUCACCCACACGAUUUAGCCGUCAUGGCGAUAUUGUAGUGAACAAGCACGUGUGCACAUUUAUUGAGCUAUUUCUUGAGCGCAGGCAGCUUGACCUUGGUCUGGUCCCACAGCUGCACGA
Molecule: messenger RNA, 1717 nt
Organism: Aphanomyces invadans
Lineage: Eukaryota; Oomycota; Saprolegniomycetes; Saprolegniales; Verrucalvaceae
Exons: 5
Coding region: 515-1615 (366 amino acids)
Biological process (GO): attachment of GPI anchor to protein; proteolysis; protein localization to cell surface
Cellular component (GO): GPI-anchor transamidase complex
Molecular function (GO): GPI-anchor transamidase activity
Source: RefSeq, a predicted model, not a curated record